Messenger RNA from Coffea arabica (coffee), 558 nucleotides. The record is from RefSeq and is a predicted model, not a curated record. NCBI's taxonomy places the organism in Eukaryota, Viridiplantae, Streptophyta, Magnoliopsida, Gentianales, Rubiaceae.
AUGGUGGGGUGCCCAAGCCUGAUGCAGAGAAGUAAUAAAUACGGAAGGUGUCAAUUGUGUGGAGCUGAUCACAUCCAUGGUCUGAGCCUGAACUGGAGAUGCUUGUCUUUAACAGAAGAACACAGAAACAAAAGCAAAGGAGAUGGUGGGGCUGGAACCAUCAAGCUGACCACUUUUGGAGAAGGUAGCCAGUUCACGAGCGUGAAGCACAGAGUCGACAAGCUUGACACACAAAGUUUCACUUGCAAGUACAGCACAGUGGAAGGUGACGCUUUGAUGGGCGUGAUUGAAUCAAUCUCUUAUGUGAUCAAGAUUGAGGAAUCUCCAGAGGGAGGAUCCGUUUGCCAGAUUACAGAAGAGCAAAUAAAGAGUGGCAAAGAGAAGGCAUUGGCAAUGUUCAAAGCAAUGUUCAAAGCAGUUGAAGCUUACCUGCUAGCUAAUCCUGAUGCUUACGACUAUUUGCUAUCAUCUCAUUGUUUUAUUACUCUACAUUGUAAUCCAGUGUGCAAUACAGGGUAUAUAUAUAACUUCACCUGUACACUAGUUUCUUGCUCCUGA